UGGGGAUACUAUGUACAAUUGUCGAUUUUUUUCUGCAAACAGCAUUUCGCUAUGAACGCAGCUAAUCCUGGUCAGCCAGUUCAUCCAACUUCUCUUUGUCCUUUAUCCGCCAGAAAUGCAUCAAUCGACUAAUUCGGCGACCCUUCUUCUUAGCCUUCUCCCGUUCAUCGCCCGGUGGCUUCUCCUCAUGACUCAACUUGCUUCUUUCGGCGUGCGGCCCUACAACAAGUUUAGAGAGACUUGCAAGGCUCGACCGUUUGGAGGUAGGUUGGCUAGAUCGACGAUAAACAGCAGCAGAAAACGAUGCAGAACGAUCCGUCGAUAGACGAGGUCGUGUGAAGAAAGUUGCAGAAACACGAUUUAGGGUAUUCGUCAUUGUGGAGGCGCUACUAGUCAGUGAAGGCACGUCCUCAAUAGAUGCAUGAGGAAACGGAUCGGUAGUCGAUGACGUAGUUAUUGAACGAGGAGCUUCCGGGGAAG
Aspergillus nidulans FGSC A4 is the source of this 480-nucleotide messenger RNA. RefSeq lists its product as uncharacterized. The record is from RefSeq and is a predicted model, not a curated record. NCBI's taxonomy places the organism in Eukaryota, Fungi, Ascomycota, Eurotiomycetes, Eurotiales, Aspergillaceae. The transcript has a single exon. Bases 116 to 325 code for a protein of 69 amino acids.